Messenger RNA from Olea europaea var. sylvestris, 3669 nucleotides. RefSeq names its product receptor-like protein kinase 2. The coding region runs from base 245 to 3508 and encodes 1087 amino acids. Gene Ontology annotation, biological process: hormone-mediated signaling pathway; protein phosphorylation. The record is from RefSeq and is a predicted model, not a curated record. Gene Ontology annotation, cellular component: plasma membrane. Gene Ontology annotation, molecular function: ATP binding; protein binding; protein kinase activity. The transcript is spliced from 2 exons. NCBI's taxonomy places the organism in Eukaryota, Viridiplantae, Streptophyta, Magnoliopsida, Lamiales, Oleaceae.
AUUCAGGUGCUCUGUUUUUUUAUGCCUUGCAGCCAAUCAACUCAACUGAAACUCUACAAACAUAUUUUUGUUUAGUCUACAUCGAAAUUUCAAAAAUUCCGUUUUUAUUCACAAAUGUUGAUAGACAGAAAGGCCCCUUUAAACAUGUCAUGAUUACUGUAGAGACAUCAUUUGAUGAAACUCUAGCUCUUGCAGUUGCUUAGAAGAAGAUGAAACAGAACAGUAGCAAAGUACAAUUUGCAUCAUGUCAAGCAAAGUAAUUACCUCAUUCCUCUUGUUUAUUGGCAUAUGCCUAUCUCCCACAAUCCGUGCUUUAAACCAAGAAGGCCUAUCUCUUCUAUCAUGGCUAUCAACCUUCAAUUCUUCAUCUUCUGCAAGUUUCUUCUUUUCGUGGGAUCCGACAGACCAAAAUCCUUGCAAAUGGGAUCACAUUAAAUGUACAAACGAUGGAUUCAUUUCGGAAAUUAUAGUCACUUCUAUCAGUCUUCACACUACAUUUCCAACUCAGUUCCUUUCCUUCAACUAUCUUACAGUACUUGUUAUCUCUAAUGGCAACCUCACCGGUGAAAUUCCACGGUCGAUCGGAAACUUGUCAUCGCUGAUCACUUUGGAUCUCAGUUUCAAUUCUCUGACAGGGAGCAUACCACCUGAAAUUGGAAAACUAUCAGAAUUGCAGCUAUUAUCAUUGAACUCAAACUCCUUGCAUGGAGGAAUUCCAAAAGAAAUAGGAAACUGCACACAACUGCAGCAGCUUGAACUCUUUGAUAAUCAGCUCAACGGAAAAAUUCCUCCAGAAAUUGGCCGGUUAAGGGCUCUGGAGAUCUUUCGUGCUGGGGGAAACAUAGGACUCCAUGGAGAAAUUCCAACUGAGAUAUCACACUGCACAAGUCUAGUUCUUUUGGGACUUGCAGAUACUGGGAUUACGGGUCAGUUUCCUCGUACUUUAGGAAAACUGAAGAACCUCAAGACUCUUUCAGUCUACACAGCAAAUCUCACAGGUGAGAUCCCAGCGGAACUCGGUAACUGCUCAGCAUUAGAAAAUUUGUUCAUGUAUGAAAAUCAAAUAACUGGCGGAAUUCCGCUUGAGUUAGGUUCCCUUAAGAAUCUGAAAAGGAUUUUGCUGUGGCAGAACAAUCUGAGAGGAACAAUUCCAGAAUCUCUUGGUAACCUUACAAGUUUGAAAGUGAUAGAUUUUUCGUUGAAUUUUCUAACUGGAAAACUUCCUCUAUCUCUACAAUGUAUAGGCACACUGGAGGAAUUACUUUUGUCCGAUAACUGUAUUACAGGCGAGAUACCACAGUAUAUUGGAAAUUUCUCCAACUUGAGACAACUUGAGUUGGACAACAACAAUAUUUCUGGAGAGAUUCCAUCCGAAAUCGGGAAACUAAAAGAGCUCUCUCUUUUCUUUGCCUGGCAGAAUCAACUAGAUGGAAAGAUACCAACUGAGCUAUCAAAUUGCCGGAAAAUUCAAGCUUUGGAUCUAUCUCACAAUUCACUCACUGGACCACUUCCAAAGUCUCUGUUUAAUCUCAGGAAUUUAACUAAGAUUCUAUUGAUUUCAAAUCAACUUUCAGGUCAAAUUCCACCUGAUAUUGGCAAUUGCACCAGCUUAACCCGGUUACGGCUGGGAUCAAACCUGUUUGAUGGUCAAAUUCCAUCAGAAAUCGGACAGUUGAAGACUUUGAGUUUCCUUGAACUGUCUGGAAAUCAAUUCUCAGGAGCAAUUCCCCCAGAUCUUGGUAACUGCACACAACUGGAAAUGGUUGAUCUGCACGGAAACAAGCUUCAAGGAGAGAUUCCAGAGUCUUUCGUGUCUCUGACUGAUCUUAAUGUGUUAGAUCUUUCCAUGAAUAAUAUAUCAGGCAGUAUACCAGAAUAUAUAGGAAAGCUCACAUCACUUAACAAACUUGUGCUGAGUAGAAACUACAUCUCUGGUUCGAUUCCUCGAUCACUUGGCCUUUGCAAGGAUUUGCAGUUGCUGGAUUUGAGUAGCAACAGACUCAGUGGUUCAAUCCCAGAUGCUAUUUGUCACCUAAAAGAAUUGGACAUACUAUUAAAUUUAAGCUCAAAUUCUUUAACGGGACAAAUCCCAGAAGGCUUUUCAAAUUUCUCAAAUCUUGCCAACAUGGACAUAUCCCAUAAUAUGUUGACAGGAAGCCUGCAAGUUCUCAGCAACCUAGAAAAUCUUGUUUCUUUGAAUGUGUCCUAUAACAAUUUUUCAGGUUCUCUUCCCAACACCAAAUUUUUUCGGGAUCUUCCUAAUAGCGCAUUUGCUGGUAAUCCAGAACUUUGCUUUGCUAGGAACAAAUGCAAUGUCAGCAAACACCUUCAUAGCCAAAAAUUUGUCAAAAUUCUCACUAUCAUUGUUGUCCUCCUUGUCAUCAUGACUUCUUUAACUAUGACAGCAGGAACAAUCUUAUUUAUCAAAGCACGCGAUGCAACAUUCAGGAAGAAUGAUGAAGAAAAUCACCUCGAGUGGGAUUUAACUCCAUUCCAAAAGAUUAAUUUCUCAGUAAAUGAUGUGGUAACCAAACUAUCAGAUUCUAACAUUGUGGGAAGAGGCUGCUCUGGUAUUGUUUAUCGUGUUGAGACACCGACACAGCAAGUCAUUGCCGUCAAGAGACUAUGGCCAAGGAAAAGUGGUGAGAUUGCACAAAAAGACCAAUUUUCAGCAGAAGUUACAGUACUGGGAUCGAUUAGACAUAAAAAUAUAGUACGACUUCUAGGUUGUUGUGACAAUGGGAAAAAUAGAUUGCUCUUAUUUGAUUACAUCAGUAAUGGGAGUUUAGCAGGACUUCUCCAUGAGAAGAAGACAUUCUUGGACUGGGAUGCAAGGUAUAAACUUCUACUGGGAGCAGCUAAAGGUCUAGAUUAUCUUCAUCAUGACUGUAUCCCUCCAAUUGUCCAUCGAGAUAUCAAGUCCAACAACAUUUUAGUCGGUCCAAAUUUCGAAGCUUUUCUUGCAGAUUUUGGACUUGCAAGGCUUGUAAAUUCUUCAGGCUCUUCAAGCGCUUCCAACAUAGUAGCAGGAUCAUUGGGAUACAUUGCUCCUGAAUGUGGAUACAGUCUGAAGAUUACAGAGAAGAGUGAUGUAUACAGCUACGGCAUUGUGCUCCUAGAGAUCCUAACAGGGAUGGAACCAACCGAUCCCCGGAUUCCAGAUGGUGCGCACAUUGUUAUGUGGGUUAAUGAAGAAUUGAGAACAAAACACAAAAAGUUGACCUCAAUUGUUGAUCUACAAUUACUUCACCGAUCAAGUACACAAACUGAAGAGAUGAUUCAAGUGCUUGGUGUGGCUCUACUUUGUGUAAACCCUUCUCCGGAAGAACGACCCACAAUGAGGGAUGUAACUGCAAUGCUGGAAGGUAUAAGACAUGAAAAUGAGGAGCUCGAGAAACCUAACCAUCUUAGGAAGGAAAUGGUCUCAAACCCAAGAGCAGCAGCUCAAUGUUCAAGUUUUUCUAGGUCAUCUGAUCCUCUAAUCAGAUCACCACCUCAUUCCCAGUAGUUAGUUCCUUUUCUACCUAAUUCUUUAAUUAAGUAGAUUCUUUGCUAGCAAGAAUUACAUUUUUAGAUCUCUAGUAAAAAUUAAUGAUUGGACAUCAUGUUCAUUUACUUUGACAUCAGAAUUCUUCUUCAAUAUUUGAAGAGAAAAAUCAUGGGCUCAAA